Rhinopithecus roxellana (golden snub-nosed monkey) is the source of this 1184-nucleotide messenger RNA. It is a transcript of the gene CFAP96, whose product is annotated as chromosome 2 C4orf47 homolog. Gene Ontology annotation, cellular component: centrosome. The record is from RefSeq and is a predicted model, not a curated record. The transcript has 7 exons. Bases 60 to 998 code for a protein of 312 amino acids. NCBI's taxonomy places the organism in Eukaryota, Metazoa, Chordata, Mammalia, Primates, Cercopithecidae.
UCUAUAAAAGAAGUGACCCUAGGGAAACUUUUGAAGUUAGCAGUGUAGAAAGCACCACCAUGCCUACCAUGCCUGCGGAAGGAGGGAAAACGGACAUGGAAAGGAUUGGCCUCUUUAGUGAGAUGGAGUAUAUUACUGUGGGUGAUAAAUAUGUGUCGCAAUUUAAUCGACCUUUUAAUGAGGCUGCAAGCAAAAGUAAACAGAUGCUACCUGGGGGACCCAAAGCAAUGUCAGACCUUCAGGCAGGUUAUUUCGAUCCCCAUUUUGUAAGGAUUUUUGAAGGAGAAGGCUACAUGAAUCUGAAUCAAGUGAGGAGACAGGAGAUGAUGGAAGCAGCCAGAAAAAAUCUAGGCAAAGCCUUCUUCCCUAGUAGUGGAGAGAAAAAGCCAUGUGGCUUAGGAAGCUACUAUGGAACAAUAGGUGGUCCAGUCCCAUUUUUCAGCGCACAGUCAAAACCUCGAGAAAAAUACAAGGCACCUGGAAAGAAUUUAUACACAAACCCGGGAAAGAAAGGAACUGGAUAUGGCUAUGCAAAUAUUACCAUAGGUAAACAGUUUUCACACUCUGCCGACUUCUAUGAUGCAGCAAAACUAAAUUAUAAGAAAGCGAAUGAAGAACACCACCGUUUACUUAAAGGAGCGCCGUUUAAGUUAAAUCUUCACCCAAGGGACUAUUUUGAUGCUAAUCCUUAUCUUUCUGAGGAACCUUUACCACCAAUUAAAAAAGAAGAGAAGAAAGAAUCAAUUUCAAACACUUUUAAACCUUCUUCUCCUGGUAAAAAGCCUGGUGGAAUGAAGGCAGGAACAUUUGAUCCUUACCCAUCACAUUCUGCUGACCCUUAUGUGGCUAAAUUGGCAAAUAUUUCUGGCAAAAACGAUAAGAUUUUCCACCCACCAGGUGGACCAAAAAGCAGACCAGUUGAAAGUAUAAUGACUCUGAAUGUCAGAAGGGCACUAAAUUCAAAGAACUACAAGACUGCUUCAGUACCAUCCUAUUAGCAACUGGAAGACAAGUAGCUUUCUGGAUCUUAACUACGAGUAAUUAAUUAUCAAGAGCUAAUUAUUUGAAAAAAUAUAAGAUGUUUUGGAGCAGAUAGCUCAAGCAGUUAAAAGAAAUUUAAGCCUGCAACUCUAAUUCUCUUCCUUAUUUUCAUACUACUACUUAAUUAAUAAAUGCUAAUAACA